This is a messenger RNA of Suricata suricatta (meerkat), 6773 nucleotides long. It is a transcript of the gene CHST2, whose product is annotated as carbohydrate sulfotransferase 2. Gene Ontology annotation, cellular component: Golgi membrane. The transcript has a single exon. NCBI's taxonomy places the organism in Eukaryota, Metazoa, Chordata, Mammalia, Carnivora, Herpestidae. Gene Ontology annotation, molecular function: N-acetylglucosamine 6-O-sulfotransferase activity. The annotation marks the transcript as partial. The record is from RefSeq and is a predicted model, not a curated record. Gene Ontology annotation, biological process: N-acetylglucosamine metabolic process; carbohydrate metabolic process; sulfur compound metabolic process.
UACCGCCCUCCCGCAGCUGCCGCCGCCGCCGCCGCUGCCGUCGUUGGGGCGGCCCCAGCCGCCGCUGCAGGGGCAGCUGCAGGGGUAGCCCCUCCCCGCAAUGGCACUUGGGGCACCGGGGGUGGCGGAGAGAAGCGGCAGUUGGUGUAUGUGUUCACCACGUGGCGCUCGGGCUCGUCUUUCUUCGGUGAGCUCUUCAACCAGAACCCCGAGGUGUUCUUUCUCUAUGAGCCUGUGUGGCACGUGUGGCAAAAACUGUACCCAGGGGACGCUGUUUCCCUGCAAGGGGCUGCGCGGGACAUGCUGAGCGCUCUGUACCGCUGCGACCUCUCGGUCUUCCAGCUGUACAGCCCCGCUGGCAGCGGGGGGCGCAACCUCACCACGCUGGGCAUUUUCGGUGCGGCCACCAACAAAGUGGUGUGCUCGUCGCCACUCUGCCCUGCCUACCGCAAGGAGGUCGUGGGGCUGGUGGACGAUCGCGUGUGCAAGAAGUGCCCACCGCAGCGCCUGGCGCGCUUUGAGGAGGAGUGUCGCAAGUAUCGCACGCUAGUCAUCAAGGGCGUGCGUGUCUUCGAUGUGGCUGUGUUGGCGCCGCUGCUGCGCGACCCUGCCCUGGACCUCAAGGUCAUCCACCUAGUGCGCGAUCCUCGUGCAGUGGCCAGCUCACGCAUCCGCUCGCGCCACGGUCUCAUCCGUGAGAGCCUGCAGGUGGUGCGCAGUCGGGACCCGAGAGCCCACCGCAUGCCCUUCCUGGAGGCCGCUGGCCACAAGCUGGGCGUCAAGAAGGAGGGUGUCGGUGGCCCGGCAGACUACCACGCACUUGGCGCUAUGGAGGUUAUUUGCAACAGCAUGGCCAAGACACUGCAGACGGCCCUGCAGCCCCCUGAUUGGCUGCAAGGCCACUACUUGGUGGUGCGGUACGAGGACCUGGUGGGAGACCCUGUCAAGACCCUUCGGAGGGUGUACGACUUUGUGGGGCUGCUGGUGAGCCCUGAAAUGGAACAGUUUGCGCUCAACAUGACCAGUGGCUCGGGGUCCUCCUCUAAGCCUUUUGUGGUGUCUGCCCGCAAUGCCACUCAGGCCGCCAACGCCUGGCGGACGGCCCUCACCUUCCAGCAGAUCAAACAGGUGGAGGAAUUUUGCUACCAGCCCAUGGCCGUGCUGGGCUAUGAGCGGGUCAAUAGCCCGGAAGAGGUCAAAGACCUCAGUAAGACCCUGCUCCGGAAGCCGCGGCUCUGAGAGGGUUUCCUGGGAGACUUGAUUCCCUGUAGAGACACCCACGGGAGGAUUGUGGUGUAUUUAAACAAAAACAGCCCAGACCCAAACUGAGGAAGCCCACAUAUUCUAUUAUAGAUAUAUAAUAUAAAUAACCACACAGGCACUUGCUGUCAAUGUUUUGAGUCAUUGAAUUUCAAGGAACAGCCACAAUACACACACAUCUCAGAAAAGGCAAGACUUGAAAGUUCUGACCAGCUCCCCUCCUCUCCCUUACCUUUUUUCUCUCUUCGCUUUUCUCCCAGUUCUUACCUUCUCUCCUACCUGCCUUGCGUUUUGAUGUGGGAUGUAGGUUAAAUCAUGAUCCAGUAACUUAAAUCUUGUUUACAAAAUUUUCGUGGUAUCUGUGAACAUGUAAAAGUCAUUUGGAUGUGGGAAUGGGGUGAAGAAAGGGGAAGUUUGGCCAGGAGCACAAAGCUCCUUUGGACAAACCAAGGAGGCAUUCUUUAAAAGUAGACUUGUGUAAAAGGCGAAGGUUAUAAAGUGAGUAUUAAUAAAAAAGAUAAUAAAUAAUAUUCUUUUUAAUAUUUGCCUCCAUUACUUUGGAUUUAUCUGUGCUACUUGUCCUGUGUAGCGUCAGACAGAAUUUGCUUCCCCUCACCCCACCCCAUUUUCCCAGUCUCUUUCCUAGAAAACGCUGGGAUGGGUAGCAGCAGCUUCUGACUCCUUGAUUAGAACCUUGGAGUUGUUUUCUCACAUGUAAAUCACAGCCUGUCAGGUGCCCAGGAAUGGGAACGAACCUUCAAAUUCUAAAGACAAAAACCAAGCAAGGCAGCGGAGGAAAAAGCACACUCUGCUUUCCUGUUCCACCUUGAGCACAGAAAGGAAGAAGCAACCCCUUGAGGAUUUGACAACAUUCGGUUUUGAUUACUAUUAAGGCUGGGGGACCUUGACUCAGAGACAUGUUUUGGUGCUGAAGUUAGUUCAGAAAACAAUUUUUGUUUUUUGAAGGGAAGUAUGUAAUUAAAACAAUUUCUGAGGAUUAAAACAUAGACCUCGAAAACUAGUGUGAACACAUUGUUGACAAUGGUAGCAACUUCUUUGGUUAGAAAAAUGACGAAGUAUAUGUGUCUGGAGGGUUUUUCUGCCUGUGACAGGACAUGGAAGGAUUUGAAAAGGGAAGUUUUAUCUGAGAACUAUGAGGGCAUGCACAGGCUUUUCCUUUUCUUUCUUGAUUCCUAUUUAAAUUAGUGCGAACAAUAUGAAUUUAUAAUGUCUUACUUGGGAUGCCCAUGAGGCUAUGUUGCUUUUCCUUAAUGUGUUUCCUAAAAGUAAAAUUGCAAAGAAGCUAUAACAUGUUGCAGACAGUAUAAGGCUUCAGCCAAGAGCUUCUUUUAGAUAUGAAAAUGAAUUAUGGGAAAGAGGAAAUGAAAUGAAUUAUGAGAGUGUGUUGGAUUUUGAGAUUUGGUAUUUUCUAGGGAGAAAUCCAUUCCAAUUUUCUUGCGAUGGUAAUGGUGUUGCUGCUGUUCUGAGCCCAUUUGUACCGAAACAUUCUGCAGAAUGUCAUAUUAUAAUAAGACGUUAUGAAGCCUGAAUAGGAACAAGCGACAGUGUAGUUACAUAUUUCAUUAAAUACGGUACAAGUUCAAUAUCAUCAUGACUUUAUUUUCUACAAUUUAUUGUGAAAUCUCUGCAGGCCAAGCUAUGUUGGUUAAAUGCUGAGGAUUUAAGGAAAAUGAUGAAAAAUAAUAUGUACAUGGGAAAUAUCUCAACACAAGAUGACUCUUAAGUAUAAUUUUCAUUACAAUGUGAAAUCUAAUCUCGCUGUUAAGAAGUCAAGAUAAAGAAGCACAGAAGUUAAAAAGAAGAGUUGUGUUUAGUAGUGGAUUUUAUAACACAUUCCAGAAUGAUUAGUUCUUAAUUUACUAAAAUAGUUUAUAGUAUUGUGUUUAUUAAACCAGAUUGCAGCUAUAACACAUUGAUCAUGUUUUUCUAUAGUGUUUUCAUGGUAGUGCCUAUGCUGAAGUAUCAAGGGCAGUAGUGGAAUAUUUGCAAUAGCUUUAAUUUAAGAAAAACUUUAACAUUAAAAGAACAAAAUACAUAUUAAUGUGGGAUGACUACAGAUAACACAGGCUUAAGAGGAAAUCAAGACAGCAUCAUUAAAAAGCAGCCUUUCUGAAUAAAAUAACCACUUAAAAACAAAAUUCAUAUGAUAUGAGCAUCAGGUAUCACUUAAUCACGGUAGAAUUCGUGUUUAGUUUUUGAGCGAAGGAUUUUUUAAACAGGUGAAAUCGUUCUCCUCUCAGUAUAUCUAAGGACUUUGUGUUGAAGUGGAAUUAUGCUGUUUUUGAAUCUUGUAUUAAAAAAAAUAUUAGAUGCUUCGUAGAGCCUUGGCAGCCUGCAGAGCAUUUGUGGCCUCUGCUCAGAUGAAAUUUUAAGUGUAAACACAGAACAUUUGUCCCUUGUGCUGCGUGUGAAUGGGGUUUCUGCCCAAAAUAUUCUUGUUUUGUAACGAUGCAUUCUCUCCGCUCUGCCACUCUGUAAUUUGAAAAGGUGAAUUGUAGCUCCUGGAGAUUUGUACCUUGCUGCAUUCUAGGAAAGCUAGACAGGUAUAGUUCCCACUAAUGGCCGGCAUAGUCAUAUCAGUGACAUUCAGCUUUCAUGGGUUUGAGAAGGAGAGAUGCAUUUUUUGAUGUUAAUAAGCUGCUGUCAGCCCCUGCAAGCAGACCUGUGCCCCCAACAAAUUGCAACAGAGCCUGUGACCAUUUCUGAGGCAGCAAAUGUAAAAGAGAUCCUUUCACAUUUUCCAACUUGGCAGGAUGUCCAUCAGCAGGAGGAAAUAUUUUUCAGAGCCAGUUAUCAGAGUGAUUUUUAUUUUCAGAUUCUGCUUAGCUUGACAGCAUGCCUGACGUACCCCUUUGACUUUGGAAUGCCUUGUUAAUUAGAAAGCUCUAUUUAAGAAAACGUGGUCUACCCAGUGCAUUUAGUCAACAAAUACGAGUUUGGAACAAGGCAGCAGCACCGCUGGGUGCUUAAAUUUCAGGGAGCUCACUGGCGCUCAAAGGCCUCAUUCAGGCUGACCCAUGGACACUUCGCAGGCAGAGACGGGGACCCCUCAGUGUCCACCACCAUGUGGGUACUCAAUAAACGCUUGCUAAGUGCCUGAAUGAAAUCUAGAACUAUCAGAAUUUGAAAGUGCUCAGAAGGGCAGGAGUGGAAGAAUGUGUUACCUGUUUGGAGAAACUGCCAAGCUGUUCACCAAAGUUUGCUGAAGGAGAGGGGGCCUCAGGCUCCUAUUUUGAUGUGGGGAGUGGGCAAUAAGAAUAUCUUCAAGAUUUCCUGGGUGACCAUGCAUAGGCUAGUAUUUCCCACAGAUGAAUUAGAAACAAAAACUCAGAGUUUCUCAGUGUGGACAAGUAAACCUUUCCAAAUGAGAAAUUUGAUGUUUAUUGUUUGUUUUCCCAAUUGCGUUAACGAGAUGAAGGCAGAGCUCAAAAUAUCCCUGCAGAAGUUAUGAACUGUCUGAGGGAGAGCUAUCAGGUUGUUCUCUGUUACAGAAGCCGUGUAAUAUUUAUUAUUUUGAGUGUUUUGGACGUGCAGUUUCAAGGACUAUGUGGUGGAUUUCACCCAGGCAUGGGAAUAGUUACUUUCAGGAAGUUUGGCCUAUUGUGGAUGCUGAAUGAGACAAUGGCUCCCUGUUCUCAUGCAUCCCUGCCUGGCCGAGGCCCGUUCUGUCCAGGAUUUCUGUUGCACACAGUAUAGUUGCGGCUGGAUUAUGUUGUCGGUUUGAAAUUAAUGUGAAUCUGAGUGAGGCUGUUAAUUAAUAUUCCCUGGGUCUGAGCAAUGAAAUAAAGAUCAUGUCUGAAACCCCGUCUCUAGAGAUGACUUCAGAAAGACCAAGAGGAAAGUAAAAUGGCAUGUCUUAUCUGUAGCCGUCAGUAAGGAUGAGAUGUCACUUUACCACCCUCCCCCAACUUUCUUGCAUCCUUACACAUAAUACCCAUGCCCGUCUGCACAUGCAGUUGAGUUCCUGCAUUAUCUUUAGGACUGGAAAAGAAUGUUUUAACACCAGCUAGUAGGUAUGUGCGGAGGGGCACUUUCAAUUUCAGGCCUUGGGAGAGUGAGUGGCCAAUGAUUCUAUCAAAACCUAUGACUGUUCUGUGUCAGGAUCCAGUGUGGACAGGUGGAAAAUGACAAUCACUAACUGAGGAAUGGCUUGAUCUGUGUGAUGGGCUGUCUUGAGGUAAAUGCACACGUUUCAGACCCCUUUUGUCACCUUGAGGUGAAGAACAUAAUUUGUUCAUGUUGGCCCCCCCGCCCGGGGACUUGAGGACUUGAGCUGCCACUUUUGUGGCUCUAGUACAUGCCACUGAGCUGCUCAGGUACAGGUUCUCGUACAAGUGUUUAAUAAUUGAAAUUACAAGGCUUGACUUUUAUUACAUCUGAUGCAGUUCUGCACACCCUUAAUCAAAGUAUGCUGAGGAAAUUGUUAAAUUCUGAAUAACACAUUAAGCUCAUAGAAUGGGAAACUUUAUGAACCAGUGCUCGGAGGUGGUAUUGUUUGUAAACUUGACAGAGCCUUGAGGGAGGAGGAGCCCAUCCUGUACUUGGCAGGAUGAUAAAGGAUGAUCAGGUGUGGCUAAGGCCAAAGCUUAACUUUUGGUCGAACCAGUUAUUUGUCAUCAGAGAUCAAAAAGUGUUUGGGGACUACUUGAACUUGCAGGUAUGUGAUAGUCACUCUGUCAAGUGAAUGGCAGUGAAAAUGAUCACCAAAGUGGCUCCCAUCCCAAACUGCAUAGGCAGGGCUUGACAGAAAUGUACCUUGAAGCAGUUAAUCCUCUAAACAGGACCAGCUACAUAAUUUGUGGAGCAUAGUGCAGAAUGAAAGUGUGAAACCCCUUGUUAAAAAAUUAUUAAGCAUUUCAAUUCAGCAACAGCAAAGAGUUAAAACCAAGCAGGGUUUCCUUCUCCUGUGGGCCUGAAAACUACAUGGGCUGUGUGCCAUGGAGGCAGUCCUGCCUCCGGAUGCAGGGAAUGAAAUGCCUGACUAUAGGAGAGAGCAAAUAAUGGUGGCCUCUAAGUUCCUGGGAAAUCGGUGCCAAGGUAAGAGUUAUUGUGUGUAACUAUAAUUAAGGCAAAGACAUUCCAGCGAGACAAAUGUACUUUGCAUGAUGGAAUUCUAAGGAGGUGGAUGUGCACAUGACAAAAAGUCCUUAGUAAUUGCAGCCAGUGAUUGACAAGGCCUUCUGAGUCAUCAGUUGGGCUUGAGGGCACUUGGGGCUGAGUGUUUUCAGGACUGGUUGGACAGAGACAGCCUGUGCUGUUGCAGGAAUCCUCACAGGAACAGAACAGAUGUCUUCUAGUAGGACUAAGAGCACGUUCUCCUUGUCCUCGACAUGUGGCUACUGGUGAGUUCUGCUAAUGAUAACGUUGCCUUCCUUCUGAAACUACUGUAGGGCUCUGUGCUUCUUGUAUAAAAGAGAGGGAAAGUCUUUGUAUGGCAGAGCAAAAGGUUAAGUCACAAUAAACUCAAGGAGUAAAGGUGCAAGAUGAACUAA